CCGUGGGGAGUGGAAAAUAUGGAAACUGAUCAAAAGAUAAAAUUCUUUUUGGUACCAGUUAAACUUCAGAAAGCGAUUGUCCAUCUGGGUGAAGUACCCUGUUGGCCCGCCAGGGGGAGCCCUGUGUGCUGUGAGGGAAUAUUUGGUUGGAAGUUUGCAGAUUUCUAAUGAAUCCAGCAUUCCCAGUUCAUGGAGUCUGACUGGAACCACAAUCAAUAUGGAAGAGAAGGAAAACAAGGAUCAAAUGUAUUUUACGCUGACAGUCCCCACCGGAAGUGGCGUAGCGCUUCAGUCAGACGUGAUUUCCGUCCUGUCCUGGUGUGAUGGACACUCAGAAGGAAGCUCUGCGACGCAUCAUGAACACAUUAGUCAAUAAGAAUGAAGAGCUUCAACAUUUUCUGGACUCAAUUGACAGCACUCGGACAGGGCUGCAGGAGGAGUCUUGCAAGGUGAUGUCAGAGCUGGAGGUGGAGCUAGAGAAGCUAAGCUCCACCUUGGAGGAAAGAGGAGUUCAGCUCCGUGACAUCAUCAAAGAGGAAACGCAGAGGAAGGAGGCGGAGCUUCAGCUGCAACUUUCAGAGGGGAAGUUUGCUCUACUCUCCUGCGAAGAGCUGCUGGAAUUCGCAAAUCAGACGCUGACUCUCACCAACGAAGAAGAGUUUCUGACGGCAGCCAAACAGAUCAAAGAACGGGUAACAAUGGCUCCAGCGUUCCGGUUGACAACUCGACCGAUGGUGUCAGGAAACAUGUCGCAGUUUACUGUUGACUUCAGUGCCGAGAAGGCGGGGCUUCUGCGCCUUAACUUCCUGCCAGUUCCCAGAGCUCCAGAGAUCGAUGUUCCUGGCUGCAUUGUCUGUGACAACGGCAUCACUGUUGCUUGGCAACAGAUCAACGACGCAGAUGAAAAUGGACCAAUCGAGCGCUAUGAGUUGGAAUAUCGCAAAACAAACCACAACAGCUCUCUGAGAGCUUCUGGAGACGCAUGCUGGGAAAAGAUUUGCAACAUUACGGACACACAGGUGACCAUCUCAGGACUGAAAUUUGAUUCGCUGUUUAUUGUCGUCCGAGUCCGAGCAAGAAACAAAGCUGCUGCUGGCGAUUUCUCUGAACCUGUAGCUAUGGAAACCAGAGCGUUUAACUUUGGGUUUGACGCAGCUACAGCUCACGCUGAGCUUAAGAUUCAGGGUGACAUGGUCACAUGGGAACCCCAGGGGGUGAAAGGUCACGACGCACGGCUCAGGUGCAAAGAGAAUAAAAACAGCAGGAGUGCCACUCCGUCACCCAAUAAGACAGCAGGAAAUCGAGCUGGACGCGAACGAUUUGCCGGGGAGUCGUACACAGUUCUGGGCGAUCAGGAGAUUAAUGGAGGCUGUCAUUACUGGGAGAUCCGCCUCCUAGCUGACUGGAAGUCACACAGUGUGGGUGUGGCCUACCGUGGCAGUUUAGGACGAUUUGACCAGUUAGGGAAGAGCACCAGUUCAUGGUGUCUCUACGCCAGCCAAUGGCUGCAGAGCUCUCUUGCGGCCAAACACAACAACCGAGCGAAGGCGUUGGAUUGGCCGCUGCCACAGCGAAUCGGAAUCUACUGCGACUACGACAACGGAGAACUAAUGUUUGUCGACGUUGAUCAGUUUCGUCUCCUGCAUGUCUUCAAGACCAAGUUCAGCCAGCCACUCGUCCCUGCCUUCACUGUGUGGUGCGGGGGGAUCUCCGUGGCAACAGGCCUGCAGGUGCCAAGCUUCAUGGGAAACUUUGUGUCGACCAAUCGCAGCCUGUCAGCAGAUUAAUGAGCAGCUUCACUCUGAUGAAUAUUAAAUAUUUAUUGAUUUUCUAGUAAUUAUAGAACAUCUUUAUAGAAACGUCUUCUAGAUCAAUUUAAACUCUGGGCAGAUGUUAUGGAUUAGCUGAGUCUGGUGCUUUUAUUGUGAAGGACUUUGUUUAGGUUGCAGGAGGGUGUGUUCCCUGACCUUUCAUAAUAAAAGCAUUAAAGAUGUUUUCUUUUCCCUGCUUAUUUAUUUAACACUGAUGGUGUUAUUGAUUUCUAGUUCAAAUAUAAUUUUAGAUUUAUAAAUGGGACCAAGAUUUUAGUCCUGCUGAUAUAAUUAUAAACGGUGUAUUAUAAAGAUGUAAAUGUGUUUAUUGUCUUGUUUGAAAGUACUGAUGAAGUCACUUCCUGCUGUGAAUAAACUUCCUGUUAAAGCUGAA
Girardinichthys multiradiatus is the source of this 2205-nucleotide messenger RNA. RefSeq names its product fibronectin type III and SPRY domain containing 1-like (gene fsd1l). The record is from RefSeq and is a predicted model, not a curated record. The transcript has 13 exons. Gene Ontology annotation, molecular function: protein binding. Bases 324 to 1787 code for a protein of 487 amino acids. NCBI's taxonomy places the organism in Eukaryota, Metazoa, Chordata, Actinopteri, Cyprinodontiformes, Goodeidae.